Messenger RNA from Osmerus eperlanus (European smelt), 3817 nucleotides. RefSeq names its product early growth response protein 4. The record is from RefSeq and is a predicted model, not a curated record. Gene Ontology annotation, biological process: regulation of transcription by RNA polymerase II. The transcript has 2 exons. Lineage: Eukaryota; Metazoa; Chordata; Actinopteri; Osmeriformes; Osmeridae. The coding region runs from base 810 to 2318 and encodes 502 amino acids. Gene Ontology annotation, molecular function: RNA polymerase II cis-regulatory region sequence-specific DNA binding; DNA-binding transcription factor activity, RNA polymerase II-specific.
GUCGCGUGCACGGUGUGAACUUGUAUAGAAUGAUCUAGAAGGUCAUAGAACUAUACGAGAAAUUGGAUGGAUUCCAACAAGAUUAUGAUGCUGCAAAGCCUCGUAGCCCACUGGAUAACAUAAGCCUACUUUUUAAAAUUAUAAUGUACAUUUUGCUGAAUAAAAGAAUAGCAUUCUGAACUGCACAAUGCCAAAAUGUUUUCUAUUGAAGUUUAAUCAGCAUGUUAGGCUAGUGCCAGUGCUAUAAUAGUUCCAUUAGCAGCAAAUAGGCUAGACCUAAUAGGCUAUGAUAUUCUGUUCAUAAACUAAAAGUCGAUGGCACACUGUAAACACAACCGAUCUCCUCAUUAAGGUUGAUUGUUUAUUCUCACCUAUCGCUGGCGGUGUCUUUUUUCCUCAAAGAUAGAAGCAACUUGUUGCAACGUCAGAAUCGUAGCUCUCCUUUUUUUUUGAAGCCUGUCACAUCCUCUGUCCAUGUAUGGGCAUUAAGUUUGCACGCAGCGGGGAAUCCUCUCACUGGAGGUGAUGAAUGGGGAGGAGGGCCGAGCGAUCCACCCAAGUGUAUAUAAGGAAAGAGAAGGGAAGCCGCUGGUGUGAAAUCCACAGCAACAGAUAGCAGAGCUGCAACCCGAGACGCAAUUAUCUCGACAAAAAGGAAUCCCGAAUAACUACACUUUUGUUUUCAAACGACCGUCUUUCGCGGAUAAUUUACAAGACCGUUCAUCUAAGGGGGAAGGACAUUAUUUGCUUAGGUGAUUUUAUUUUAACCUUUCCAUUUUCUCGGAUUGACGGACAAUAAGCUCGCCAUCAUGCUAAACAACAUGGAUUUGAAUUCAAAAGAUUCUUUCUACCCUCAGUUUGAGAAUUGCAACAAUUCUUCUUUGGGGAUGGAAAAUAUCUCGCGGAAAGAUAAUCAGGAGAUGUUUGCAGACGCCGAGAGAGGAACACCUGCACAGUUUACCCAUGAGGGAGCGCCAGUAACCCUCAAGACAGAAGCCUCCAACUCCGAUUUUGCUUUCAACCAAUGCGAGGGCCCCAAAAGCACCUAUGCCCCCUCCACCCUCGCAUAUUCCGGCAGUUUCUAUGUUGAGGCAUCUCAAGGGGGCACCUGCAGUACGGAAACACUGCUCAACAUGAUCACAGAGAUAGUUGGUAUAUCUACGUUACCCAUUUCUCAGGUUCAGCAGAGCGGUAGGGCUGCAGCUUCAUAUGCAUCGCCUAUACCGAUGGACAACAGCCGCAGCAGCUUCGGCGACGCAGGGGUUCCAAAGCAAUCAUCUACCUGCUCGUUAGGUAGCGCCACCCCACCUCUGUACUCCCCUGAGCAAACGUGCCCCAGCUACCCCGACACUCAGGCAGCAGGGCAAAUUCCCGACUCGGCCUCCUCUCAUGUGAGCUUUGGCUCUCCCGCUCAGGUACCGAACCAUGAGAUCGUCGAGCCCCAGUCUGAAGCCGCGUCUUUCCCGGUGGUGGUCAAGAAUGAGUUUGAAAGCAGCUGCUACGAGUGGACCACGUUUAACAAGUCAGAAGCAUACAUGGAGACGGGCUUCCAGUCAGAAACUUUCCCCAUGUCCAGUGACUUCCCCCCAGAACAGCAAGUGGAUGUUAAGGAGCUCUUGGACUCGUUUUCACCUAUUUGCCCUAACCCAGAGAUGGAGUUCAAAGUCGAAGGGGGGAUUAAGCAGGAACAAUGUUUCUCUGACACCUGCUCCCAGAGUUACACUAGUCCACUCUACAGCAGCUACACAUGCUCGUCCAUGGACAUGUCUUCAACCAACCUUCUGAAGUCAGCCAUAUUCCCCAACAUUGAACUUCAGUCCUUAUCGAAUCAGAGCGACUCACCGUAUGCCUCAUCAGCUCUACCUAGCACCAUAGACUCUAUACUUUACUCGUCCUUGUUGCCAGACUCCUUUGCUCAAAGUUAUACCCGUGCGCAAAAGCCUCCCCGGGCCAGGAAAACCCCCGCCUCCUCUAACGGGCCAGCCAAAGAGAAACCGUUCACUUGCCCCAUGGAGAACUGCGACCGGCGCUUCUCCCGUUCGGAUGAGCUCAAUAGGCACAUCCGCAUACAUACGGGACACAAACCAUUUCAGUGCCGAAUCUGCCUGCGCAGUUUCAGCCGCAGCGACCACCUCACCACCCAUACCAGAACUCACACGGGCGAGAAACCGUUCUCGUGUGACGUGUGCGGCAAGCGCUUUGCCCGGAGCGAUGAGAGGAAAAGGCACGGGCGCGUGCAUUUGAAACAGAAGGAGAAGAUGGAGCUGAAGCCUCAAGUAAUCAGCGCAUGGCCAUUCGCUCUACCCGAGGGAAUUUGAAGCGACGCACACCAAAGUGCAUACACGACAGUCAAAUCUUUCCGUCUUGGAAGAUGAGAGCUUUGUGAACCAGUUACUGAAGUGAGGAUGAUGUCUCAACGUUUGAGGUGUGACAUAAAAGCUGUUGGUAAAGAGAAUUUGGUGUUACUGUCGAAGUUAAAGAGAGACUGGUUGGAACGUGGAAGCGCAAAACAUUAGGAAAAAGCUUGCGAUUUAAAAGGGGUUUGCUGUUUCGACCCUAGUUUACGUGCUACGGCUAUACUGACUUUCUAUGCAAGAAUGCAUAAAUUGAUUGUAAAACCAUAGCCAGUUGAUAGCUCAACAAAGACUUGCAUUGUAUUUUGCUGUCACAAUCAACAGAUUUGGAUACUUUGAAUCCAGAUCUUUAGAAGGCAGCAUCGUGUGACAGCUGUUCAGCACCGUCUCAGCCGAACAGCUCCAACCUCGUGGACCAGUGGCAUAACGAGCUGCGCUGUAUUGCACUUACCUACUUAAAGAUACCUUCUUUCCACUCGAGAGUCUUAUAUUUUAUGCUUUUGAGGCUUUUUAUAUUAUUACACUGCUACCAGUCAAAACAAUGGUUCUUAACAUGCAUGUUCGUGUAGUUUUACUAUAGGCCCCUAAACGUGUCAGACGAGCUACAUUUUUUUUAAUGAUUGUUUAACGCCUACUCUUGGCUUUGGCCUGUUCAUUUGUGCCAGGGUUCGGUUUGGUUUGGUUUAGUUUUGCUGUCAGUAUUAUAUUGAUUGGUCUCUGUGUUGUUUGAAAAUGGUAGAAUUAUAAAAUUUGUGAAAGCUUCUGUAUACCAUAUAUGGAAAAUAGAUAUAUUUGUAUGACUGUAACUACUUUGUAUUUUUAUAACUGUGUGUAUAUACUGCAUGUUCCACUAUUAACUUUAAAUUGUUAAAGUGGAAAUGCAUUUUUAAACUUAGUCAAAAUGUGUUUUUUUGUUUCAUUUUUUAAAGUAGAGGGCUGAUAUAGCGAGAGGCUAUUUUAGAGAUGAUCAUUUGAUAUCAAAUAGAUUUGUAAGACAAGUUUGAAUAAUCCAUCUAAUGGUAUGAUGGUAUCAUUUGAUUUCUACUUAAAUUAUGCUGACUGUAAUAUUACACUUGUUGUAGUAUGUCACUAUACAUGGCUUGUGUGUAUGAUGUGUGAUCAAGCUAGAAUCAACUAGCUCAACACAAAAAUGUUGUUGAAUCAGGUAGCACACAUUGCUGCGGGUUUUUGCCAUUUCUAUCUUGGGAGAUGAUCACAUUUCAGACUGGACAUUGCUGACAAAAUGAUUUCACUGCAAAAACAAGGGAUAGUAAGACAUUGUCAUCAAAAGUCAGUGUUUUGCAAAAAAAGAAGUGUUUUAACUCGCCUUAAGUUAUAUUAACUGCUUGGGUAUGAAUUUCCUAUAUACACACACACAAAGUUUAUACAAAAUACUUUCAAUGAAUAUUGAUGUUGUUAUUUUUAUGAAAAAUGUUUAUGAAUAAAAUGUUUGGAAUUCUGGA